UUUUUACUCUGAUAUUCCUUCUCUUUCAGGAUCAGGAUUCAAAUAAUUUUGUGCUUCUUGUUCUCAGAUAAGCGGAGAGAAACAAAGUUUUGCCCUGAAUUGCAUCUUGCCAAACACCUGCAAACCAAUGUAAAGGAGGGACAUUGGUGCACCGAUAAAUCGCACAAAAACACUGUGCCUGGAAAAUGUUUUGUCCAACGGAUGAUGCUGACAGAUCACAAUAGUAUCUAUACUAUACAUGAGAUGUCUAGGAAAUGUUUUCCUUGGGAUUCACAUCCUGUGAACCACGAUCGUUUAGGCUCAGGAGAGAAACCACAUGAAUGCCAAGAGCAUGAAAAACAUUGUGCUCAGCGUUCUGAUAUUAUGAGACAACAGGCAGUUCACACAGGACAUAAACCAUGCAAAUGCCAGGACUGUGGGAAAAGUUUUGCUUUCAAUUCAUGCUUAGCAAGGCAUCAGAGGGUUCACACAGGAGAAAAACCAUACAAAUGCCAAGAGUGUGAGAAAUGUUUUGCUGAGCUUUGCAAUCUUCGAAAGCAUGAGAGAACUCACACAGGUGAGAAACCAUACAAAUGCCAGGAUUGUGAGAAACGUUUUCUCUAUAAUAUACAGCAUGUAUGUCAUAAAACAAUCCACACAAGGGAAAAACCAUAUAGAUGCAAGCAGUGUGGAAAAUGUUUUGUUCAGAAGUCACAACGAGUGAGACAUCAGGCAGUUCACACAGGAGAGACGCCAUUCAAGUGCCAUGAGUGUGGGAAAUGUUUUGCUCAAAAAGCAGUUCUAGAGAACCACCAGAGAAUCCACACAGGAGAGAAACCAUACACGUGUGUGCAGUGUGGAAAAUGUUUUAUUCAGAAAUCACAACUAGUGACACAUCAGGCAAUCCACACAGGUGAGAAGCCGUACAAAUGCAAGGAAUGUGGGAAAUGUUUUGUUCAGAAGUCACAACUAGUGACACAUCAGGUGGUCCACACAGGAGAGAAACCAUUCAGGUGUCAGGAAUGUGGGAAAUGUUUUGCUCGAAAGGCAAACUUUGUGAUCCACCAGAGAAUCCAUACAGGAGAGAAACCAUUUAGUUGUGAGCAGUGUGGAAAAUGUUUUGUUCAUAAAUCCCAGCUAGUGACACAUCAGGUACUCCACACGGGAAAGAAACCAUACAAGUGCAAAGAGUGCGAAAAAUGUUUUGCUCAGAUUUCAAACUUUCUUUACCAUCAAAAAGUCCACACAGGAGAGAAACCAUUCCAAUGUCUGGAAUGUGGGAAAUGCUUCAUUCGUAAAUCAGAAUUUGUCAGGCACCAGAAGGUGCAUACAGGAGAAAAACCAUACAAAUGCCAGGAGUGUGGGAAAUGUUUUGCUCAAAAAGCAGUUCUUGUAAGCCACGAGAGAAUCCAUACAGGGGAGAAACCAUACAAGUGCCAGGACUGUGGGAGCUGUUUUGCUCAAAAGACAAACUUUGUGAUCCAUCAGAGAAUCCACACAGGAGAGAAACCAUACAAAUGUACGGAAUGUGGAAAAUGUUUGGCUCAGAACUCACAACUAGUGACGCAUCACGUGAUUCACACAGGAGAGAAAUUAUACAAAUGUAAGGAAUGUGGGAAAUGUUUUGCUCAGAAUACAUGCCUCGUCAUCCACCAGAGAAUCCACACAGGAGAAAAACCCUAUGAAUGUCAGGAGUGUGGAAAACAUUUUCCUCGGAAAGCAGAAGUUGUCAGGCACCAGAAGGUUCACAAAGGACAGAAACCCUACAGAUGCCAGUUCGAUGUUUCACUCAGAAGUCAUACCUCGUGACGCUUUACAUAAUUUGCAUUGGGGGGGACUCUAUUAAUGCCAGCACAGCAGGAAACAUUUUUCCUUUGAGUCCACAAUUUAUUAUCCACCAGAUGCCCAGACAAAACAAACAAAAUUAGAAGUUAAAAAAUCGUGAUAGCUUAAAGAAUGCUAUGGUUGUGUAUCACAUUGAAUACCAUUAUAUAAUGGAACUAACCAUUGAAACUGGUAUUCCUAUUGUUAAUUAUUUGUGACAGUUGUUCUGUUGUUGUUUUGUUAAUCCCUUUCUCCCUCUAUGACUUUUGGUUUUGCUUCAUUCUAAUAUGUCUGAAGAAGUGAAUGUAUCCACAACAGCUUGAAAGGUGACUUUAAGGUAUUAAAGUUAGCCUUUAAGGUAGCACAACGUUAUUGUUUUCCAAUAUUUAUAUCUGGAUCUGGUUACACGGAUUAAUGUGGCUCUUUUGAAAAUUGCCCACAAGAGACUCCACACAGGCGUGAAACCAUACAAACGCCAAGAUUGCGGGUCCGUGUAGGGAAGAAAUAGUGAGAAGUUAGGAGGCACAAAGAAAUAUGUCACAGAUCCACCAUUCCAUGUAAAAUACCCAAAAUGUACCAUUUAUGUAACCCUUCAUCAUCUUAGAGCUGCAGAGCUGAAAGCGAUCAUAGAGUCCAGCCCCUGUCAGGGAGGCAUAGUGGGGGAAUCAAACUCUCAACGUCUGGUUCCGCAGCCAGAAACCUAAGCCACAGUCAAAUUGCAAUACAAGUGAAGUUCUGUUUUGAAGUUCUGUUUUUUACGUUAUUUAUGUUAACAUACCGAAUACAGAAGCAACAAUUUAAGUGGAUGUAUAAAAAAGAAGAAACAACAGCAAAAAGUGGGUACAUACACUGCACACACAUUUUACUCUCCUCACAGGUAAAUUGCUUUGCUACGAACAGCCUCAUGAUGCAGUGGUUAAACUGCAGCACUGCAGUGAAUACUCUGCCCAUGACCUGAGUUCAGUCCUUGGCCC
Pogona vitticeps (central bearded dragon) is the source of this 2777-nucleotide messenger RNA. The record is from RefSeq and is a predicted model, not a curated record. NCBI's taxonomy places the organism in Eukaryota, Metazoa, Chordata, Lepidosauria, Squamata, Agamidae.